AUGGUUGAUGAAUUGACAGGGUCAGUCAAAGAUUCAAUAGUGGGUGAGGAGCGUAUUGCGCAGUACUUAUUGGCAGUUUUGGAUACCCGGGGGACUCCACUUCACUGGAAGCACCUAAAUAAUAGGAGACUGGAUGGGAUUGAAUACGAAGCGGAGGAGAAUCAUGAAUAUAGUCUGAAAAAUCUUAAGCCAAAGAGAAGAAAUCCGCCAAAUAGAUCUGAUUUGGUGUAUGUUGAGUGCACUCCAAAAGGCAAUGAAGAUACCUCACAAGGCUUCAGAAGCACGGUUAAUGGUAUCCAAGAAGUUACUUNAUUGGUUCCGAGUAUCUCGGACAUAGAGACAGGGUUAAAGCUGGCUCUGGCAGGGUCAGUCAAAGAUUCAAUAGUGGGUGAGGAGCGUAUUGCGCAGUACUUAUUGGCAGUUUUGGAUACUCGGGGGACUCCAUUUCACUGGAAGCACCUAAAUAAUAGGAGACUGGAUGGGAUUGAAUACGAAGCGGAGGUGAAUCAUGAAUAUAGUCUGAAAAAUCUUAAGCCAAAGAGAAGAAAUCCGCCAAAUAGAUCUGAUUUGGUGUAUGUUGAGGAUCUUGUAAUGGGAGUUCAGCAUGCGCUCUAUUCAACUCUAACAGAAUUCAAUGGGAAUGUGGAAGACGAGAAUGACCUGGAGUGCCUUAUUGACCUGCAAUUUAGUGCACUCCAAAAGGCAAUGAAGAUACCUCACAAGGCUUCAGAAGCACGGUUAAUGGUAUCCAAGAAGUUACUUGCUCUAUUCAGGACAGGUAAGCUUGGUCCUUUCAUUCUUGAUGAUGUCCCAAAGGUCAAGCCUGCAACAUAAUGUCAAUUGAAUCUUUCUACCCACCUCUCUUUUUCUGUGUAUUAGAUCUCCUACCUUUACUCCUUCCCCAUUUCUGCUAUAUGUAUUAUCUUUCAUUCUAAGUUUUGCUGUAACUUGUAAGUAAGGAUUAAUUUAAUUUAGGAAGAUAUUGAGAUUAUUUUCAGUAAAUGCGGGUAAUUUGCCAGCAUUUCAGUUCUUAAUAUUUUCGUUCCCCCAAAAAGGUUUCACUAGUGGCAUGUUUGGCUCCUAAGA
Messenger RNA from Vigna umbellata (rice bean), 1086 nucleotides. NCBI's taxonomy places the organism in Eukaryota, Viridiplantae, Streptophyta, Magnoliopsida, Fabales, Fabaceae. The record is from RefSeq and is a predicted model, not a curated record.